Molecule: messenger RNA, 1803 nt
Organism: Girardinichthys multiradiatus
Lineage: Eukaryota; Metazoa; Chordata; Actinopteri; Cyprinodontiformes; Goodeidae
Product: E3 SUMO-protein ligase ZBED1-like
Exons: 3
Coding region: 1-1803 (600 amino acids)
Molecular function (GO): protein dimerization activity; DNA binding
Source: RefSeq, a predicted model, not a curated record
AUGGAGGAGCAUGUGAGAGUUGUCGGUCCAAUGAAUGGGAAAUUUACAUUCCAAAAACACCCCGACGGCACCAUUGAUAAAGGUAGAGUGAUAUGCCUUAUUUGUAAGAAGGAGUUUGCUUACCACCGAAGCAGCUCAAGUUUAGCCUACCACAUCAAUGCAAAGCACCCGGUCGCGAGUGCCGCCGCCACAGUUAAUGUUAGCAGCAAAGACAUUAGCAAUUUAGCAAGCCACAGCAAAGCUCUUCACCAAACUAAACUCGAAGAGAACACCCCACGUAUGAGCAAGUUUGCAACCGACAGGCUGACAAAUGUUCUUGCCAAGUGGAUAGCGUUGAACUGCAGGCCGAUAAAUAUAGUGGAAGACAAGGGGUUAACAGAGGUGUUGCAAACUGCGUCCAAUGACCCGUCAUACAAGCCACCGUCCAGGUCGACACUGACGACCAAAAUCGGCAAGAUGUACGAUGGUGAAAAGAAAAACAAACUUGAGAUUUUGGUGAACGACUCGCCCAACUAUGUUGCUAUAACCGGAGAUCAAUGGACCUCAGCUGGCAAUCACAGCUAUUUGGGAGUGACCGGACACUUUAUUGAUGGUGAGUGGAACCUCAACUCAUUUGCACUGACCGUCAUGAAAACAGAAACCAGGCACUUUGCUGAUAAAUGUGUCGAACAGUUCCUCAAGGUGGUACAUGACUGGGGAAUUGAAAACAAGAUAUCCACCAUUGGUACAGACAAUGCAGCAAACAUGCUGGCUGCUAUGAGAACCCUUCCAUACGAGCACAUCGCCUGCAAUGCUCACCUUCUCCAGAGGACCAUCACGGUCUGCCUCGAUAGUAGUGGGUUUGCCGGUGUACUGGCAAAGUGCCCCAAGAUUGUUGGCCAUUUUAAACAAAGCCCUGCGAGUACCACAGAACUUAACCAGCAACAAGUAGCACUUGGAAAAAAAAGCGAGCAACUUGUACAAGAUGUACCGACCAGGUGGAAUUCAACACUAGCAAUGGUCUCACGCCUCCUAUGCAACCGAGAAGCUAUCCAGGCUACAUUGGACCAACAGAACCACAGAUUGGUCAUGCCAAACGAAGCUGAGUGGGGGAAACUGCAGAGGCUGGAGGUCCUGCUUGAACCAUGCAGGUAUUUGACUGAUCUGCUGGGUGGUGAGGCCUACGUCUCCUGCUCUGUAGUGCUGCCUGCUUUUUGCCAUCUGGACCGUGUCAUGGACAUCACUGAUGAUGAUCCAGCCUAUGUGGUAAAGUUCAAGAACGCGUUCCAGAGGGACCUGGCAGCACGCCGAGCUGAUGCCAAUGAGACAUGGUUCAAGUUGGCCACAGCACUGGAUCCACGUUUUAAGGAUUUGAAAUGUCUUCCAAGAGAAAAGAGGGAACAGGUGUGGACCAGUCUGGAGAACAUGCUCCAAGCAGCAGAGCCCAGAAGAGAAGCUACUCUCCAGCCCUCCACAGAGUAUGAUGAACCAGCUCAGAAGAAGAGGAGGAGCGUUCUCCUGCUGGGGUCUGACUCUGACUCAGAAGAAGAUGGAAUGAUGUCUGGAGAGCUGCAGCGCUACAGAGGAGAGCCCAGCAUCAGUAUUGAUGACUGUCCCCUGCAGUGGUGGUAUGCUCACUCAGGAGCCUAUGGAAAGCUGUCAGCCCUAGCACGCAAGUACCUGGCCUCCCCGGCAACCUCCAUACCUUGUGAAAGACCGUUUAACCUUGCAGGCCACGUAGUACAAAAGAAAAGGGCAGCUUUGCUCCCAGAAAAUGUGACCAAGUUGGUCUGUCUCAGCGACUGGCUGAAGAAGAAGAAAUAA